This is a messenger RNA of Ornithodoros turicata, 2779 nucleotides long. RefSeq lists its product as uncharacterized. Lineage: Eukaryota; Metazoa; Arthropoda; Arachnida; Ixodida; Argasidae. The coding region runs from base 179 to 2779 and encodes 866 amino acids. The transcript is spliced from 5 exons. The record is from RefSeq and is a predicted model, not a curated record.
CUGCGUUUAUCCGCACUUGUAUCUUUUUCUGCACCGAGAAAAAGAGGUACCCUGGGUUCGCAUGUGUUUUCUAUUGCCAGGUCUAUUCUGUUCAAAACGGAAUGGGCUUGACAACUCCAAAGAGGCGGAAGCAGUAUCUUGAGCCGCAAAAAAACUACGUUUUGCCGAAAACAACAAAAUGAGGAGGGCAGGGUCACAGAAAGCGACAGUUCAAAAUAAAGAAUCGCACAGUCAAACGGAUGUUACGGUAACCACCAACGAGUCUGUCCACCCAGGCUGUAGUAAUUCUCAAAGUGAGGUAUCAUCUGAAGAAAGACACAGCGGCAGCCUGUCUGCUGAAGAAGCUGAUGUCGGGAAUCCCUCCAUUGCGUCUCCUUUGGCUGACUGUGUGCCCUCUGAGACGGAGCCUGACACCAGUGAUAUUGAGCCACAAGAUGGUUUGGGAAGGUCUUACAGUGACGAAAUUGAAAAUGAGGAUGAUCUUGCCUCACAGGACGAGAGAGCCUCACAGUGCUCAGAUAUUACCAAUCAUUCCGCCGAGCUCCACACAUCAUGUGAAGAAUCCAGUGAGGCUUCUACCGACGAGGACGAUAGUGAGUGCCCCGACUACCAUGAUGUUGACAGUGAGUUUGAGAACCCUUUUCAAGGACAAGACCGUACUUGUGACUCAGGUGUCACUACAGGAGAGGCCCUGGCUCUGAUAAUCCUCUUUGUGUUGAGGCACAAUCUCUCUGAGGUGGCUCUGAAGGACUUGCUUAUUUUGGUGAAUUCUCUUUUCGGCAAGUGCGUGGUGCCGACCACAAUUCACCUGUUUCACAGUGCAGUGAAGUUCACAAAGAAUUUCAAGACAUUUUAUUACUGUAUCGCAUGUUGUAAUUUUCUCAGUGUGACGAAGAAAACAGGAAUAUGCAGCGUCUGCAACAGGUCUUUCCAAACCAGUGACAGAGAUAACGUAGCGAUGUUUCUCAGCAUGUCUUUGAAAUCGCAACUAAGAGGACUGCUAGAAAACAUGACCAACUUUGACUUCUUAGCGGAGAGGUAUAGCAGGAGACCAGGAACUCUGUCUGACAUCUAUGAUGGGCAGUGUUACAAGCAUUUGGUUAAGGACUUCUCAUGUCUUGGUAACCCACUUAACAUAUCGCUCACGAUGAAUGUUGAUGGAUGCCCUGUCUUUAAAAGUAAGCACUGUUCGAUCUCGCCCAUCCAACUGAUCAUAAAUGAGUUGCCUGUUUUUGAACGCUUCAGAAAUAUUCUUGGAGGGAUAUGGUUUGGUAAGGGAGAACCUAACAUGGAAAUCUACCUAAAGAGCUUUGUGCAACAGUGCAAGCGCCUGGCAGAUAAAGGUUUUCGGUGGAUGAAAGAUGGUGUGCAAGUUGUAAGCCGAGCCUUCGUUAUCUGCUGCACCGUUGACUCUGCUGCAAGGCCAUUGCUGCAGAAUAUGAUCAAGUUUAAUGGGUUCUACGGUUGCAGUUGGUGCCUGCAUCCUGGGUGUACUGUUAAUGGGGAGGUACGCUAUACAGUAGCUACACAGGUAUAUGAGGAGAGGACAGCGGAGACAGCUGUGAGGUCAAUGACCCAUGCAGCAAGACAGAAGGUCAUUUGCUUUGGCUACAAAGGUCCUUCUGUUUUGCUCAAUCUGCCAGCCUUCAACGUUGUCCAUUCCUUUGUACCUGACUACUUGCAUAGUGUACUCCUUGGUGUAACAAGAACCAUGAUGAAACUUUGGUUCGAAGGAAAAAAUAGCAAUGAAUGUUUUUAUAUCGGGACCCCAUCUCUAGUGAGCCUUAUCGACUCGCGGAUGCAGAAGAUAAGGCCUCCAGCUACGAUAGGCCGCUGCCCUCGUGGCGUUUCUGAGAGAGAACUGUGGAAGGGGCAAGAAUAUCGUUCAUGGCUUCUUUAUUACUCUCUGCCAGUUCUAAAUGGUAUUUUGCCCCGAUCAUACCUGUUGCACUUAGCGUUAUUGGUACAAGCAGUUUUCUUCCUUCUGCAAGAAUCUUUGUUCGGAACAGACCUCAACACUGCAGAGGAGCUCCUAAAUGAAUUUGUUGUGAAAUAUAACAUGUUGUACGGAGAUUAUAGUAUGGUUUACAAUGUACACCUGUUGCUCCACCUGGCAAAGGGCGUCUCACAGUGGGGUCCCUUGUGGACUCACUCGACAUUUGUGUUUGAAUCCUAUAAUGGUACGCUCUUGAAGUUUAUAAAAGGUAACAGGGGUGUAGCUCAGCAGGUUUUGCAGAAAGCAGCGUUAAAGCAGUCGCUGUUCAGUUAUGCCCAGACAAAGGGAUCUCGUGUACUGAAAGCCUACAUAUCAGCCCUCACAGCUGAAAAGAGAUCUACAUGUGCAAUGCAGGUGUCCGGGGUGACGUUGCUGGGAAAAGGCAGAGCCUCAAGGUGCACACCAGACGAAAGAACUUUCUUACGCACAGCCUUAGGACGGUCCCCAGAGCAGUUGACAUUUUUUUCAAGAAUCAUUGUGAACAGAAAAGUAUAUCACUGCACAGGGUACACACUGGCAAAACGAACAGAUGACUGUGUUGUAAUCUUGAAUGAUGGAACAUAUGCAAGAAUACGAUUAAUCUUUGUGUACAGGGAGAAUGGGCACCAAGAGACAGCCAUGCUUGUACAAGAGUUUCUGCUAUUCCAGAUACAGUUUUGUGGCUUGAGAAGCAUGAGGAAAGGGGUUUUUCCGGUUAGUGCCAUAGUUGGGAAAGCUAUAUCCGUGACAGUUGAUGGCAUCAGCUAUGUAUCUAGGAUUCCGAGCAGCUGUGAAGUGAAUUAA